Messenger RNA from Oxyura jamaicensis (ruddy duck), 2316 nucleotides. It is a transcript of the gene BEND4, whose product is annotated as BEN domain containing 4. The transcript is spliced from 5 exons. Gene Ontology annotation, molecular function: DNA binding. The record is from RefSeq and is a predicted model, not a curated record. NCBI's taxonomy places the organism in Eukaryota, Metazoa, Chordata, Aves, Anseriformes, Anatidae. Bases 75 to 1568 code for a protein of 497 amino acids.
GGCCACAGCCCGGCCGGGGGAGGAGGAGGAGGAGGAGGAGGAGGAGGAGGAGGAGGAGGAGGAGGAGGUGGAGGAUGGAGGAGGAGGAGGAGAUGCGGGCGGCGGAGGAGGGGCCCAGCACCCCCAAAAUCUACAAGCAGCGGGGUCCCUACAGCGUCCUCAAGACCUUCCCCGGCAAGCGGGCGGCGCUGGCACGGCGCUACGAGAGAGCGAUGGUGGAGGUGCCCCGGGGGCGCGCAGCGGGGCAGCCCUUCCCGCACGCCGCCGAGCCGCUGCCCUACCCGCCCUUCCCCAACGGGCCCGCACGCCCCGCCGCCGCGCACGGACACCCCCGCACGCCGGCACCGGGCUCCGCGGGCCGCUACGGCCCCUGCCCGCCGGGGGGAGCGGCGGCGGCGGCGGCGGGGCCGGCGGGGGGAGCGGGGGGCGGCGGCGCGGAGCUGAGCGCAGAGAGUCGAAUGAUUCUGGAUGCCUUUGCCCAACAAUGCAGCCGGGUUCUAAGUCUUUUAAAUUGUGGUGGAAAACUACUGGACAACAAUCACUCUCAGUCCAUGAUUUCUUGUAUAAAGCAGGAAAACCCAAAUUAUAGUGAAAGACAAGAGCAAUGUCAGCUUGGGAAAAUGGUCCAUAGUCAGACGUCAGACAUUUUAGACAUAGAGAUGCAGUAUAUGCAAAAGAAACAACAAACCUCAGCCUUUCUGAGAGUUUUUACUGAUUCCCUUCAGAACUAUUUGCUUUCUGGGAGCUUCCCUUCUCAGAACACCUCGUCAGUAAAUGAUUUUAGCCACUUGGCAGAUGUGGAUCCACUUUCAACCUCUCCAGUGCACACUUUAGGUGGAUGGACAUCUCCAGCAACUUCUGAAUCUCAUGGUCACCCAUCGUCUUCUACACUUCCAGAGGAGGAAGAGGAGGAAGAAGAAGAAGGUUACUGCCCUCGGUGUCAAGAGCUAGAACAGGAGGUAAUUUCAUUGCAACAAGAAAAUGAGGAGCUUCGCCGAAAACUGGAGAGCAUUCCAGUGCCCUGCCAGACUGUUUUAGAUUAUUUGAAGACUGUACUUCAGCAUCACAACCAGCUUCUGGUACCGCAGCCAACAGACCAUCCGACUGAGGGGAGCAAGCAGUUGCUGAACAACUAUCCUGUCUACAUCACUAGUAAACAGUGGGAUGAGGCUGUAAACUCUUCCAAGAAAGACGGACGGCGACUCCUUCGAUAUCUCAUCAGAUUUGUUUUCACAACCGAUGAGCUUAAGUACUCAUGCGGCCUUGGGAAAAGGAAAAGGUCAGUGCAGUCAGGAGAGACAGGUCCUGAAAGACGUCCUCUGGAUCCCGUAAAAGUAACAUGUCUCAGAGAGUUCAUUAGAAUGCAUUGUACUUCCAACCCUGACUGGUGGAUGCCAUCCGAAGAGCAAAUAAACAAGGUCUUCAGCGACGCAGUAGGACAUGCUCGGCAAGGACGUGCUGUGGGGACUUUCCUUCACAAUGGGAACUCAUACUAUGAAGGGACUGACCAUCCAGGAUCACAGGACGAAGUUUUCAAUAGAGGUAUGCAAGACGGAUCUGGUGAUUGACAGCAGUGAGAGGAAACUCAUGCAACAGUAGCAAGAAGUUAAUUUAGAAGAGACUAUUUGUUAAGCAUACUUACCCGGAAGUCAUUUAAGAGUCCAAAGCAUGUUUGAACACAUACUGCAUACAUUUCAGCUUCUCCAUCCUACCAUGUCCCAAAAGAAAUCCAUUUCAAGACCUGCCCUAUGGGACUUCUCAGUGCCUAUUAUUUGCAAACCCUUCAUAGCAUCCCAAGGGGAAACUGCAGUUCAUUCCAUUUAGUUCUAGAGGAAAGAUCAUUUAAAAAUUAUACAAAUUUCAAAAGAAACAACAGCUACCAUCUUGCCUGCCCAUUGGUAACAAGCCCAGGUCUGGACCCUCAGACAGAACAACUGGGUACUAUUUGCUUCUCCUGAGUAAGAGAUGUAAGAAUGAGUCCACGUGCAUGUGACAAAAAAAAAAUGGUUGCUCAUUUUUUAACAGCAAGCAGUAUAAUUAUAAAUGCUACCUUAAAACGCCACACGAGAUGGAAAAUUCAGGGACUUCCUUUAGCCAGCUAUGCCAGGAAAUUAAGCUUCCUGGAUAAAACAGCAGCGCUCAUCAACAACAGAAUCCUUCAAAGACCCAGAACAAUAACAGGCACUUCUAAUAGAUAAAAAUUGCUUUGUGUAUCGGAUAGACACUAUAUUUAUCUAGAUUUCUAAGGGAUUAGAGUUGAUCAUGACAGUUUUCAUUAAAAAAAAGAUUGCUAAAAACAAAUUGCCAUUUCAGAAG